GGUAGAGACCCGGUAAUAGCUGGGGAGGGAUCUAGGUGGGAUUUUGUAUAAAUAACUACAAAACUGAAGGCUGGCUUUGUUUAUUGUGAUGCAGAAGUCAGUCACACAGUGGGCAGUGAGUUAGCUGAAGGCUGAUUGGCAUUUGUCUUUGGUGUGUGACAGAUCAUUGUACUAAACUUUCCCUCCAGAAGUGUUUCUACUGGAAAGAAAGAAUGACCUUUCCUUUGUCAGCCUGUAUAUCUUGGAUGCUGUUGUCCUGCUGUGGAGCCUAUACAGACUGCCAGCCCCAUCGUGCUGUGACAUUUCAAGAUUGUUUUGAAAAUUCCAAACUCAAACGGGUGGGGACUCUUACCUGGCAUGGCACUCCUGCUCCAGCUGCAGCUCAGAGCCUGGCUGUGGACAGCACUGGUCCUCUAUGUGUUUGCUGGAUCCUGGAGGCAGAGAGAUGGACAACUUCACACGGAGGACCAUGCUGAUGUGAAUGUGUUUCAUAACAAGCUGGAGGAUGCCAACGUCAUGCUAGAGUUGCUCUGGGAAGGACUGGAGAUUGAGGCUAACGAGACAAUCAGGCUGCAGGAUGAGGAACUGGCCUCUCUGCGCUCAGCAAAGCGAUUUCUCCAGAUCUUCCAGCACCAGGUUCCCAAGACAUCAGAAGGGAUCAAGGAGCAGCUGAAACAUCUUUCACAGGCAGAUGCCCCUCUGAGUCUAGUAGAGUUCGAUCAGCUUCUCUUCACCAGCGUUUACUGCGCUUAUCAGAUUCGCUCCAUUCAGGGCCUGGACAAAAAUAUCUGGAUCAGUUUCUUUUCUCAACUAGUUGAUGAAAUCCUCCAUGAUCUCUGCAAGGGAUUCUGCCCUGCAAAUUCCACUCUCCUGGCUUCCUGGCCCUGGAAGGAGAAGCCUUUUUAUUUAACCUCACUGAAAAAGUCAUAUCAUUCCAACCUGGCCAUGAUGAAGAGAGGCACUGAGUAAGGAGACUGACAUGAUGAGAUUCAAUUGCAUUCUUGUUAUUCUGAAUGCUGCCAGUCAUCCCAGAUUAUGCUGGUUACUGUGCAAAAGUGCCACCAUUCUUCCUCUUUUGCUUUCUGUAUUGUACUGGCAACAUUCCAGGCAUUUAUCCAACCAGCUAUUGUCCCAUCUUUAAAUAUGAAACAAGGCCUGGGAUGUCUCCCUAGGAUCUCCAUAGAAAACACACUUCUGAGAUGCACUUCUGCCUUGAUCACUGAUGGCCAUUAGAGAUGUCACAGCACUUUUUCCAGAAGUCCAGGUAUUAGCCUGUAAUGGCUGAAUUCCAUCUCAGGUAAUUCCAUUUUGCCUCCCUAAAUUCCCCAUGGUUGCAGUUGGAUAUAGUAUUUUUCCUUUACUACAGUAACUCACUAUACAGCAUAGCUGUGCUGUUCAUACAGCUGCUGUGUUCCAGGUGGCUACACUCUGCGGUGAUUCAUAUUAAGUUCUGACUCAUUUUAUCUGUCAUCCCAUACCAGGUGCCUGGAACAGUUUCCCAAGUAAUGUGCACCCAUUUCCUUCCAAAAACUCCUGAAAAUGUACUGAUUCCAUGAACCCUUCUGGUAUAGAUAUCAUUCCCCACUUUGUAUUAGUACAGAAUGGGUAUUUGCUUGUCUCUCAUCUACUAAACUUUUGAGGGCAGGGAUCCAGUUAUUUGUUCAGCAGAUUUUACCUCUUCUAGAGAAUCGUCUUCUACA
Messenger RNA from Mauremys reevesii (Reeves's turtle), 1700 nucleotides. RefSeq names its product family with sequence similarity 180 member B (gene FAM180B). Bases 358 to 969 code for a protein of 203 amino acids. The transcript has 4 exons. The record is from RefSeq and is a predicted model, not a curated record. Lineage: Eukaryota; Metazoa; Chordata; Testudines; Geoemydidae.